Pestalotiopsis fici W106-1 is the source of this 402-nucleotide messenger RNA. RefSeq lists its product as uncharacterized. The record is from RefSeq and is a predicted model, not a curated record. The transcript has a single exon. Lineage: Eukaryota; Fungi; Ascomycota; Sordariomycetes; Amphisphaeriales; Sporocadaceae. The coding region runs from base 1 to 402 and encodes 133 amino acids.
AUGGUACGGAUCUGGGCCGUCGAUACGGGUACUCUGCAGCGCACAAUCGAAGCCGAAACGCGGACAUUGAGUUUUGAUCCAUUGGGCGACAAGAUUAGGACAGACUCGAGGAUAUUCGAUCUUCAAAGCCAGUCUCGGGCGUCUCAAGAUCCACAGGAUGUCCCUUUUGGUCCAGAGUAUAUUCAAGAGACUUCUUCUCUUGUCGCGAGUUCCGUAGCGCUUGGCAUUUCGAAUGAUCGCACAUGGAUCACUCACAACUCUGAACGUGUUAUGUGGAUUCCCCCAAUCCAUCGCCCGGAAUCCCACGACGUGUUUGAGUCUACCAUAGCCCUCGGCGGUGUCUCUGGGCAAAUCACUAUUUUGCGCUUUUCGGAGUCUCAUUUGAAUGCGUUCCUGUCUUAA